Messenger RNA from Staurois parvus, 972 nucleotides. The record is from the annotation of a GenBank genome assembly. NCBI's taxonomy places the organism in Eukaryota, Metazoa, Chordata, Amphibia, Anura, Ranidae.
AUGGAAGAUCAGACCAAGCAGGGCUUAGCAGACCCUAUGUGCCUAGAAGUGGAAUCCAACCAAUACAUGGGUAACCGUGGAAGACACCAGGUGGACUUCUUGGAGGAAAUGGCAGACCCAGGGGACAUUUCAUUGGACAGCCUGAUCUUUCAGAGACCAGAGGAUGGGAUCUCCUAUCAGAAGAGGGGAGGAGGACCAGCAUCCUCUGAUAACAAUGAGCUGGAGAAUGUCCUUGACUCCAUCCUGGACACCUCAGCCUCCAGUCACCUCCACCCAUGGGCUGAUUAUGUCAUUCCAGAGUUCCAGGAAAUCUCUGUGACAUCUGCAGCCUUGACCAAGACUCUUGGUGACCACACAGCUGAUAAAGAGGAGGUUGGAGUUUGGACUGGGGCCACCGCAGCUGAAAAUAAGAGCAUUCCUUCUUUAGUGCCUAAAGAGCAGGACAAAGCCACCCUGGAGUAUACUAUAGAAAAUCAGUUGGAAGGGAAGGGUAGGAGCCAUGGAUUGUUGGCCUCUAGGCAUCCACCUAUGCCACCUGUUGGAAGUGCCGUAUAUCUGCCUGCUCAUUCCAGGCACAUUGAGGACAAUGAUGACUGUGACCAAAAGUCUUCUCCAUGCUCAUCACAGCAUUUAUCCCCAUACCCAUGUCACAGUUCCUCACACCAUGAUGGUAAAGUCAAACAGGAAGACACCUUGUACCCAGAUUAUGGAAUACCAUCGUCAAGUCCUACAGCGCCAGGUCCUGACUGUUCUCUGGAAUAUAUUUGCAAAACUGAGACUACAGCAGCAUAUGAAAAUUUCAGAUCUACCCUAGGUAAAUCAUGCGAUAACACGACUCCUGUUUUACCCACUUCUUCUACUUCUUCUCAAAAACCUCUACCAGCCCCUGAGCCUCAAUGUCCAUCAGCAAAUUUCCUACCAAUCAGGAACUGUAAAAAAUGCCUUCGUACCCCAAAUUCAUCUAUCCUAUGA